This is a messenger RNA of Vitis riparia (riverbank grape), 1574 nucleotides long. RefSeq names its product 26S proteasome non-ATPase regulatory subunit 6. The transcript has 8 exons. Bases 98 to 1258 code for a protein of 386 amino acids. The record is from RefSeq and is a predicted model, not a curated record. Gene Ontology annotation, biological process: proteasome-mediated ubiquitin-dependent protein catabolic process. Lineage: Eukaryota; Viridiplantae; Streptophyta; Magnoliopsida; Vitales; Vitaceae.
CAGUCUCUGAAAACAACUCAGUUCCUCCUUCCUCAAGCAAAGCCCCAAAAAUCCAACUCGGAUAACCGACUCAGUGAGCGUGAACUGAGUCGCUGCCAUGGAAAGCCAAGAUGGAACUCAGCAACCACACCUGGUUCUCGCUCACAAGCUUUUCCUUCUCACCCACCCUGACGCUCAAGACAUCGAGAAAGUUCGCCUGAAAGAAGAGGUGUUCGCCGCUGUUAAAGUCGACGAUAUGGCUUCGUUAUACGAAACCCUAGCCGCCGAUUCGGUGCUGGAAAUGGAUCAGGCUGUUUUGGAUACAAUGCGUGCGAAGAUCGAUGAUGAGCUGAAGAAGCUUGAUGAAAAGAUUGCUGAUGCUGAAGAGAACUUAGGCGAAAGUGAAGUUCGGGAAGCUCAUCUAGCUAAAUCCUUGUUUUACAUUCGGAUUGGUGACAAGGAGAAAGCAUUGGAGCAACUCAAAGUAACAGAAAGCAAGACAGUGGCAGUUGGACAAAAGAUGGACUUGGUGUUCUAUACGCUUCUGCUUGGUUUUUUCUAUAUGGAUUUUGAUCUCAUUUCCAAAAGCAUUGAUAAGGCAAAGAACUUGUUUGAAGAGGGAGGUGAUUGGGAAAGGAAGAACCGUUUGAAGGUGUAUGAAGGCCUGUACUGCAUGUCCACUAGAAACUUCAAGAAGGCAGCCAAUUUAUUUUUGGAUUCGAUCUCAACCUUCACAACUUAUGAACUUUUCCCUUAUGACACCUUCAUAUUCUACACUGUCCUUACAAGCAUUAUAUCACUGGAUAGGGUUUCCCUGAAACAGAAGGUAGUGGAUGCUCCUGAGAUUCUGGCAGUGAUUGGAAAAAUCCCUUAUCUAUCAGAGUUUCUUAACUCUCUGUAUGAUUGUCAAUACAAAUCGUUUUUCUCGGCAUUUGCUGGCCUUGCGGAGCAAAUAAAAUUGGACCGCUAUCUGCAUCCACACUUCCGGUAUUACAUGAGGGAAGUCAGGACUGUAGUUUAUUCUCAAUUUUUGGAAUCUUAUAAGAGUGUUACCAUUGAAGCCAUGGCAAAGGCCUUUGGGGUGACAGUGGAGUUCAUUGAUUUGGAGUUAUCACGUUUUAUUGCAGCAGGGAAGCUUCACUGCAAGAUUGAUAAAGUUGCAGGUGUUCUAGAAACCAACCGACCUGAUGCAAAGAAUGCUCUUUACCAAGCAACUAUCAAGCAAGGAGACUUCUUAUUAAACCGGAUUCAGAAGCUGUCUCGUGUUAUUGAUCUGUGAAAUUGGUAAGCAUUCAGCCAUUUGAAGUGAUGCCCAGUUUGAAAUUACUGAAGAAUCACGAAAAACGUCUUGCCAGAUGUCUUUUCAUGUGAAGAACACAACUACAACUGAGGUUUAUUGUCUUUGUUCUCUGACCUUAUGAAAGAAUUUUUUGCGCAUGUUGAUUUUCAGAUCAAGUUGAGCGAGUUGUUUGCAUGGUGUUUACGUUGUAAAACAGUCUGAUUCCCAUAACUGGGUCCCAAUCAAACUUCCAAUUAUCAUUUUUAAAACCUCCAAAAAAUAUGAACAAACAGCCCAGCUUGGUUUUCUUGUGCUC